Ogataea haglerorum is the source of this 3813-nucleotide messenger RNA. RefSeq lists its product as uncharacterized. The coding region runs from base 1 to 3813 and encodes 1270 amino acids. Lineage: Eukaryota; Fungi; Ascomycota; Pichiomycetes; Pichiales; Pichiaceae. The transcript has a single exon. Gene Ontology annotation, molecular function: sterol binding; protein binding. The record is from RefSeq and is a predicted model, not a curated record. Gene Ontology annotation, cellular component: endoplasmic reticulum membrane; Golgi membrane. Gene Ontology annotation, biological process: SREBP signaling pathway.
AUGCAAUCAAGCUCAUACUUGUUACAGAACUGGGAGCGUCUUGUAUCUGUCCGAAUCACGGCAUGGCUCCAACUGCUGCAAUCUAAGCAUCGCAGAAUUUUGCAGCAUUUGCUGGAGCAUCCAACUGCCUUUAUUCUCUGGCCGACCACAAUCCUCUUUGUGUUGAGCUAUCCGACGCUCUACUCGCUGUAUGCGUCCACAUCUAGCGUUUUUCCAACUUCUCUUAGCGACACCAGCUACGUUAAGACAGUUGAUAUCCAUCUCGCUGACAGUCCGCUGGUCGAGCCUGACUUUUACAUGAAAAGCGUGUGGAUCCAGCCGAACCUAAACUGUGAGAACAGCACGUUGUCUGGCGCGAUGGAAGCCGCAGCGAAAAGGAAGUCCCACCGGGCCCUAAAUAAGGAUUUUUUGCUGGAUGUCCUGCAUCUACAGCAAGAAUUGCUACACGACCUGGAGUCAGGACACAUAUACAUCCACUCGCCUCUUGAAUACUGGCACAAUAACGAAACGCUGCUGCGCAGCGACCCAAAUGUGCUGAAAACCAUCCAUCUGAUGGAGUCUCAAAAAGCCAACUGGAAGGUCCCUCUGUCGCAAUUUCGGCUGCUCUCAGGAAUCAGCAAAGUGGACGGAAUAGUAAAGAGCGCCGACUCGCUGCAGCUGUGCAUCAUUUACCCGACACAGCUCUCACGCCGUUUUGAGCAGAUUUGGGAGGCAAAUCUGCAGGCGGCCAGACUAAAUGACAAGUUCCAGAUCUUUGAGGCCAAGAACGCUGGAAAAACCAACUUUGAGCUCACCUACAAAAGAUGUAAUAUUCUGGAGCGUGCUCUGGUAGCGGCUGCUCCUGUGCUUGUGGCUGUCUAUGCCAUGAUAUUUCUAACCAACAUUCACUCCAUCAAGUCGAGAACAGGCCUAUUUUGUGCGUACAUUGUCCAGGUCACCUUGUCCAUACUUUCAAGUGCCACUUUGUCGACCUACUUUUGCAGGACCUUGGACCUUUCCCAGCUCCCGCUUUUGGUCACUCUGUCAAUCGUGCUCCUGGUCAGCAUCGAGAAUACUUUCCGACUACUGGUGGCCACGUCGCGGACGUCGGACGAAAUUUCGGUGAGCACGCGUAUUUGCAAAUCGGCACUUUCCAGCCAUCCGUUGUCCACAACAGUCGUCCUCGCAGACAUUGCUCUGCUGGUGUUGGCGUCGCCAUUCCUCAGCGAGCUCGCUAGAAAGCACGUGCUUUUCACUUCGCUGGCCCUCCUCUUUGACCAUCUGAUGCACAUCACUUACUUCACGACAAUUGUGGGCAUAGACGUACGCCGACUUGAGCUGCAAGAUCUUUUGCAAAGGUCCAAUAGGCACGACGCUUCUCAGGAUCAGGAGAUGCAAAUGAGGCCUCUUGGUUCUGGUUCUAUUUUCUCUUCGGCUUUGCUCGGCCCACAGAACAACAGAACCCACGGGCUGUCGCUCUGGACAACUGCAAGGCAGUACCUCUUCAAAGUGAAGCUUCCGCUAUUCAAGUCCUUGCGCUCGAGUGUCGCAGUCGUGCUGGUUGUAUUUUUACUGAUAUCCAAAUGGACGUGUGGCGUGAACUGUCGCAUUCCCCUGACGUUCACGUCUUUGCAGUCGGCGGUGAACUCUUCCGUGGAGGCUCUUCAAAGCAUGUCUUUGGAGUUUUUCCCAGAUAAAAAAGUGCUGGCAGCAGAGCUGCUUCAGCUGUACUCAAGAAAUGCUAACACACAGAAAAAACAGUUUAUCGUUUCCGUUUUAGAUCCCACAGUGGUUCUCUCGAAAGAUGCUGCGCAACCUUUUGCGGAACCGCUGCUUAUUGGCUCCGACCAGGGGAUAGUUUUCAAUUUUGACAUGCUCUAUAUUUUGGAGUUUUUAAGUUGUUUGACGUUUGUGGUCUCCAGUGCGCCUCUGAUUCUCAGAUAUUUUCUGGCCAAAGAUGGCAUUGACGUGUCUUCAGGGCUCGGAGGAACGCUCGAAACUGCGCCCGAAAACCAGCACACCACGUUCAACUCCAAAGAACUGGUGAACGGCCAUUUUCUGGACGUGGUGCGCAUAUCCACCUCCUCCUGUCCGUUCAUAGUUUCUGUGGGGAUGGACCACAAGAUUCUGGUCUGGUCGCCAAUGACAGUUCCUCUUCCUCCCCCUACGCAGCUGCCUCUCAGCGGAACUCUGCUACCGGUUACCAACGUGGUGAUGUCAAAUACAGGCUCUCUAAUUACUGUGUUCAGUAAAUCUGGCGCAGUAAAGUGCUGGUCGCGGUUUACCAUGUCGUGGAUAUGGACAUGUCAGGUCGACGAGCUGACCAAUGACACUCCGUUGGAGUCUUUUUUCAGAGCUCGAACAACUCCUCUGCUAUCACGCUCCAAAGCCAAGACCGCGACGGCGAAAUCGAAGCAGGUCAAACAGGUGCGCAUGGACGAGAGUCCUGCGAAAGUUCGCGGAAGGACGACUAUAAACUCAGCUUUUCUUGGUCACGGACGGUCGCCGUCUGUGGACUCGACGUUUGACCGGGGCAAGCAUUGCGGAUUCAAUGUGAACAAAAACGAGGACUUUGUCAUGGUGCUAAAGAACGGCGAUAUGGUGACCGUGAACUGCGCAGACGGGUCGACGACAAGGACGAACUUGACGCACCACAAAUUAAUAUGCUGCAAAAAAAUAGCCACGCCUAGAGUUAACGACAGAGUCGUGGGCGUGCUGGACGACGGGUCCUUGGUGGUGGCCACGGCGAUCAACAACAAGUGGAAAGUGCGGUCUGUGAAGGUGCAGACAGAAAGCUACAAUUCGGGCAAGCGACUAAUCACACCAGCCAUGAUCUCCAGAACCUCCUCGAUGAACCAGAUAUCGCUUGAGUCGUUGCAAAAGCUGCGUGCGAACGUGGCCAUCGGGUCCCAGUCCGCGAUUGAGAUCGAACCGUUACCCGACGCUCCAGAAAAAGAUUACUCUGGCGCAGUGAUAGAGCCUGUUCCGUUUGUUGGAAUGUUUGUGAGAGCAUGCGAUCUCACCGCGGAGCUGAUCGACGUGAACUCGGGGACUAUGCUGAAAUCUGUCAAUAUCGGCCAGUUCAAACCCAACACCUUCAAGGUGUUCCACGCAGAGCCGUCGCAUUGCCGGUUCUGUGGAUGUGCCUCCGUGAGCUCUUUUUCGAUAGCAUACACAGAGCUGGAAACUGACACACUAAUCGUGCACACUUUCUCCAUCGACAACAAGGCGAAGAACAGCAUCUGCAUGAGAGUCGAAAGAGACCCCCGCGAGACGCGGUGUCUUGGUUUUGCGUCGGUCACAGAGCACCAGCACUGGCUGAGCAACGUGGAAGGAUGGUGUCCAACAGACCUGAAUAUUCUAAUAGGGGUGCGUAGAAAAUCAAACCCCGAGGACGAGACUAGAGAAGUUUCCGGCUACAGCUCAAACAGCCGUCUCAUAGAGGGCGAACGGCUGCGGAGUCGCAAGAGCAGGCGUGCCACCCCAGAAAAGAAAAUACAGGAUAUCUGGGAAGGAUGGACCAUGACCGCUGCCGGGGAGGUGAAAUACUACGACAUUCCAAGCGGUGCCAGCUCGGGACUUCUGAUCAGACGCAUAGGCCCUGUCCAGAAGUUUGGACACAAGUCGAUUGUCGUUUCGUUUGGCAACAUCAUGAAGAUCCUGUACUUGGGUAACGACAACUUGAUCGACAACGGAGAAACAGAGGGUGAACUGUCUGUUCCUUCUGCACAGCCUCCAAACGCAUUGGGAUUUAUGAACAGAAGACGCAGAAUGAAGCUGAUGAAGUACGAACUGACACACUCGACAAAUUUCAGCGAUGUUGACGAGGAGUAA